This is a messenger RNA of Staurois parvus, 275 nucleotides long. NCBI's taxonomy places the organism in Eukaryota, Metazoa, Chordata, Amphibia, Anura, Ranidae. The record is from the annotation of a GenBank genome assembly.
GGGUUGGCUCAGCGCUGUACAUUAGAAUGGGGGACAAGGAAAUGACAAUACACAAUACACGAGGGUUAGAGGGCCCUGCCCUUUCGAGUUAUGUGACCAUUAACCAGUGGCUGACUGACAACUCAUGGGGCCCCCGGGCAAUAGGGGAUCAUGGGGCCCCUAAAUCCUCACCCACACUCAAACCACACCCAAAAAAGCCUAUGAAAGGUACCAGGGGCAUCUCAUGGGGCCCCCUACUGACCCCGGGCCCUCGGGCAGUGCCUGAGUUCCCAAAU